AUGUUCCCACUUUCGGAUACAGAUGAUCAGACCCCGCUGGUCAACAAUACCUCGCGCAGUUCUGGCAUCCGAAACAGACAUGAACGAAUUUGGGGUCUUCCCGAUCUAACUAAGAAUAGCUCUUCCCAACCAAUAAAUCCCCUAAGUAUGGAAGCCAGUGUCUCCAAUGAGGUACCAGGAGACCGAAUCAUAUUCCAGCAUUCUCCUAUUCACCAACGCUGCUACACAAGCUCUUCCACUGGGGAAUUUAAUAUACCUCACAGCCCACAAUAUCCGACCAAGACCAGACAACUCAGGCGCGAAACUCGUGCCAUACUUGGUGGCGCGUUCGAUGCUAAUAUAUCCGCGAUGUAUGGGGAUCAAUCGGCGCACGCCACAUGUUUCCCAAACGAAUCAGUACCGCCAUAUUCAAGCACAAUGGACAACGCCAUUGCCAAGAUAGAAGGGUUUAUAGCAAAGGUGAACAAUACUUUCAAGGCAGAGAGUUCUCGCCCAGACCCCGAUACAAGUCGCUACGAAACUGAUGCAGAGAAAUCGCCUGCCAUAUCCGACUCUCGCACCAUCGACACAAUCCCCACUCGGAAAUCUCGCGGCAAUAUACAAAACUACGUGGGUAACUCGCACGUACGUGGUAUGCGCGAGACAUUUCAUACGUUCCUCCAAGACGCGCGCUCAGAACUCUCGGACUGUCUAAAAAGAAUGCGCGAGGAGUUUGAUCGCUACAUGUCGGAACUGAGGGCGGAUCGGAUGGGGUUUGGGCACCUCCCGGCUAGCUCGUCCCCCGAGUGGCCCUGCACCGAGUGCCGACACAGGGCUGGCCACAUGGACUAUUACCCUCGCCUCUUCCGUGACGAGGAAUUGCAAUCGUGGUCAGCCGAAUGGGGCUGGCGAGACAACGGAGACGCUGGGGCUUCAUACCAGGCGCAGAGAGGUUCUUUUACCUCUGCUAUGGGCGAUGGUGAUAUGACUGGUUCUUCCCAGCAGGCUCUGAGAAUGGAUCACCCAGGGCACAAUAAACACUCUAUCUUCUCUACUUACCAAACCUUCUUUCCCCAGUUUUCCUCUUCCAAUCUAGAGAAAGAAGAAGAGGAGGAGAAGGGAGUCGCUAACGACAAAGAGGGAGGUGCAGUGUAUUGUGAGCCAAGUGAAGAGGUUUGCUACCCCAAUCCCAUCGAGGAGAGCGACCAACAAGACGAAGUUGGGGAUGACUACAAGGACUGCUGGAAUGAAAGCAAACCCGAAGACAGCAUCGUAUCCGCAGUCGCGUAUCCACAACUGGAGUCGGAGGGUUGGGAUGUCGUUUCAUCGGAGUCUGGCGAGGAUAAUGACGGCUUCGGCUGGUAG
This is a messenger RNA of Hypoxylon fragiforme, 1344 nucleotides long. RefSeq lists its product as uncharacterized. Bases 1 to 1344 code for a protein of 447 amino acids. The record is from RefSeq and is a predicted model, not a curated record. The transcript has a single exon. NCBI's taxonomy places the organism in Eukaryota, Fungi, Ascomycota, Sordariomycetes, Xylariales, Hypoxylaceae.